Molecule: messenger RNA, 1173 nt
Organism: Erythranthe guttata (spotted monkey flower)
Lineage: Eukaryota; Viridiplantae; Streptophyta; Magnoliopsida; Lamiales; Phrymaceae
Product: myb family transcription factor PHL8
Molecular function (GO): DNA binding; DNA-binding transcription factor activity
Source: RefSeq, a predicted model, not a curated record
GAAAAUGCACAGCUCACAGAAUAUAUUCCCUCCAACAUAACACAACCCCACUUAUGUUUCCAGAUAUGGUGUGUGUGAGAUCAUAGACAACAACACCCUUUCAAACUCCCAACUAUAUAUACAUUUACAUUCUCAACCAUAAUUAUUAUUUAUAUAUUCAAAAAAAUAAAAAUAAAAAACAAUUCUUUCAAAUGAUCAAAACUAAAGAAAUGCGAUUAGUUCUAUCAAGUGAUGCAAAACCAAGACUCAAAUGGACUACAGAGCUUCAUCACCGAUUCAUCGAAGCUGUCGAAAAACUCGGGGGUCCAGAUAAGGCUACACCGAAAUCCUUAAUGAGGAUAAUGAGCAUUCACGGGCUCACCUUGUACCACCUCAAGAGCCAUUUACAGAAAUACAGGAUGGGCAAGAAUCAACAUUCUCAAACAUACCAACAAAGCAAACAAGAAGAGUGCGAGGAAAAACAGAGGAAUGUCUUCACCAGCAAGAUCUGCGAUGGAGCAAAAGAGCAGAUUAACGAAAGUGUGGAGAUAACUCAGGCUUUGCAAAUGCAAAUGGAGGCGCAGAGGAAACUUCACGAACAAAUCGAGGUGCAAAGACAUUUGCAACUAAGAAUCGAAGCACAAGGGAAGUACUUACAAUCGGUGUUGAGAAAAGCACAAGAGACUCUCUCCGAGUACAGUUCUUGCUCCAUCGAAGUGGAACACGCGAAAGCUCAACUUUCUCAGUUAAUGUCGAUGGUUGACUCGGGAUGUACGAGUUCGUCUUUCUCGAUUUUGACACAGAGCGAUGGAUCGGUUUUGGAAAAGGACGAAAGAGAUAAACUCUUAGUGCAUGAUUCGCUCGAGAGUUCUCUAACAUCAUCGGAGAGCUCAUGGAAGAAGAAUAAAGAAACUCGAAGAAAGCAUAGAAAUGGAAAAAUUACCAAAGAAAAAGGAAAUUCUAUUGCACUCCCACUUAUGGAAAUGCAUUCUAGCAAAAGGGUUCAAUUAUUGGAGAAGAUCGAUUUGAAUUCCGAUACAAUGAAUGAGUUUGAUCAAGGUCGGAAAGUGAUUGAUUUGAACAUUAACGGGGUCGAAUUCUUCAAUGGGAACUUCUAGCUUAUAAAAUUGUACUAAUAGGGAUUGUGGAUCAUCUGUAAUUUUGAAAUAUACUAGCAAAAAGAUUUAAUUUUUA